Messenger RNA from [Torrubiella] hemipterigena, 2026 nucleotides. NCBI's taxonomy places the organism in Eukaryota, Fungi, Ascomycota, Sordariomycetes, Hypocreales, Clavicipitaceae. The record is from the annotation of a GenBank genome assembly.
GUUCCCUCCGCCGCCCAUCGCCAAACGGCGAACAAUUGAUUUUGUAGACGAUUCUUGCUAGUGCACCGUUUUGUACUGCUAUUCUUUGUCUUUUUGCUUCUUGUCGCACGCUCGUGUUGCAAUUCACAUAGGACGUACCCGCAGCGAGAGCAGCGACAGCCAGCCAGCCAUGGCAGAUGAAACCACACCGCUGCUGCGGACCAAGUCGAGGAGUCGAAGCGGCGGUAGACGAGUAUGUUUUGAUAUUGAAACACGCAUUCUGGUAGUGGGAUUCCUCAUUACGCUUUCGUUUGCGUGUACACAAGUUGCUCUGAUAUAUGUCUUUCGUGUAAUGACAUGCGACGCAUUCUACGACGACCACCCGCCGUAUACAGGAGACGGCGAUCGCUGCUACGUAAACGAAAUCACGGCCGAGAGUGUGACGCAGUACAGUAUUCUUGGCAUGACGACAACGCUAUGCGGAAUCAUUAACCUCUUUGUAUCGGGAUGGAUGGUCAAGAAGUUUGGUGCCCGCAAGGCGCUUCUCAUACAAACUGUUGUGCCCACCCUUCGAACCGGCAUGCAAGUGUACGGCAUCUGGGUCGGCAAGCGCCUCGGCAUGCUCAUUGUACAAUCUACGCAGAUUGUAACCAUUAUCGGCGGUCCUGUCGGAUACAUUCUGGUCAUGAACAUUAUCGCAGGCGAAAUUGUGCAACCAGAGCGCCGCACAGCCGUGUUUGGCAAACUUCAAGGCGCUCUUAUGCUCGGCAAUGGACUGGGUCUGUUUACCGGUGGUCAAGUUGGUGAGCUAGUUGGCAUCAUCGCACCCUUCGGUCUUGCUUUUAUCUGCUUCAAUCUCUCCUCGCUUGUGGCCCGCCUCACGCUGCCCUAUAUCCCGCCACCACCUCCAUCCAAACUAAAGAAGGGUUCCAAAUCAAGCAAGCUGCCGCCGUUCCUCGAGCCUUUGCGCGUGUUAUCGCCGCAGACAAUUCGACUUGCAAACGGCACUGUUCGCAAGCAUUACGGUGUCCUGUACCUCUGUACGGGUAUAUUUACAGGCGUACUGGCUACCGAUUAUGUUGCACUCUUGGUCCAGCUGUAUGCCACGUCCAUCUUCCAAUUCGACCAAGCCGACAAUGGAUGGCUCAUGUCCGAGUUUGCCUCUGUGCGCGGCUUGUUCCUCAUCUUCAUCUUCCCUCGAAUCAUUGGCGCCGGCCGAGACUACUUUGCGCGACGCAAAAACCUGACACCAAAAGCCGACGAAGAGGAGAGCGCGUCAGAGACGACGCCUCUUUACACAAACCCCAGCGCCAUUGCAGCUCCGACAGCAUCGCAAUUGGUCCAGGAACCAGUAAUUUCGAAGUCGCCCAUCAAGGAUUAUACGACCGGACGAUUUGAUCUAGUCUUUCUGCGCUAUAGUUUGGUGGUUGAAAGCCUGAUGACCAGCAUUGCCGCCUUUGCCACGAAGCCCUGGCACAUUUACCUAGUGGCCUUUUUGCUUCCGUUUGGCUCUGGAUCCGCACCUGCUGCAAAGGGCGUUAUUACCGACAUGUGCCCCGAAUCACAGCGAGCCGAUGCUCUUAAUGCUGUGACGUUGGUGGAGAAUGUUGCUCGUCUGAUGACCCAGGGUCUCUUUGGCUUUAUAUUUUCUAGCCUGGCUAGUGUUGGAAAAGCAUAUCUUACAUUUUUCUGCAACGCGAGCAUCGCAUUGAUUGGCAUGCUGAUUUUACUGUUUUCGCAUUUUCCACCUCCUGGCAGCGUUCUCGUUGAGCAGGAUGAGCAGGAUGAACAAAACGAAGAGGCAGAGUAGGUAGGACCGCUUUUGACAGCCUCUGUAUAUAACCCAUUUACAAUUUUAUUUUCUGAUAUAUAAUUCUAAUAAAAUGUCACGGCCUCCUUUGCAUACAAAUAUUACAAUAUUAUCCCUUUGUCCCCUUUUUCCUUUCUUGAUUAUCCAGUAUCCAGUCACAAGGCCGCGCAACAUGAUCGGAUCGCCAACCAACCAAAAUGUCACGCGGCAGGCAGCCGGGGAGUCGGUGGUCGACGG